Chanos chanos (milkfish) is the source of this 888-nucleotide messenger RNA. It is a transcript of the gene styxl1, whose product is annotated as serine/threonine/tyrosine interacting-like 1. Gene Ontology annotation, cellular component: mitochondrion. The transcript is spliced from 8 exons. Lineage: Eukaryota; Metazoa; Chordata; Actinopteri; Gonorynchiformes; Chanidae. The record is from RefSeq and is a predicted model, not a curated record. Gene Ontology annotation, biological process: positive regulation of intrinsic apoptotic signaling pathway; negative regulation of cytoplasmic stress granule assembly; protein dephosphorylation. Gene Ontology annotation, molecular function: protein phosphatase binding; pseudophosphatase activity; protein phosphatase inhibitor activity. The coding region runs from base 1 to 888 and encodes 295 amino acids.
AUGACUGAAACGGUUCUUUGUGAACCAUCUGAACUUUACAACAUCCUGAAUCAAUAUAUGCGCUUCUCACGGCUGACAGAAACCAACUACCUUUGCCUCAUUGAUAUACGUGAAGAACACGAGUACAACGACGGUCACAUCAUUACUGCUCGGAAUGUUAAAUGGAGUUCUCAAGGGAAACAUGUCAUGCCGUUUGGUGUGGAAAUUGAAAGUAUGAGGUAUAUCGUCGUAUAUGACAGCGUUACCUGUUCCUUGCAAAAGACUGGACCAGUCACAGAAUGUGCGGACAGCUUGGCAAAAGCAAGCCGCUAUCCUGUUAAGAUUCUUGCGGGGGGUUAUGAGAAGUUCGCCGCAUUGUAUCCUUUCUUGAGGACAAUGAAAAGUGUCUACACCAUUAGGGAAUUAGAGAGUCUGAAGCCUUAUCCAGUGGAAAUCUUACCAAAACAGCUGUACAUGGGUGAUUAUAAGCAGGCCACCAAUCCCAACAUGCUCAGAGACCUUAAACUAAGUGCCUUGGUCAAUGUUUCAGAGGAAAGUGUUCUGACGUUUGAAAAAGGAAACUGCGCAGUGCUUGACAUACGAGUUGCAGAUUCUGUAAAGGCUGAUUUGUACACCUGUUUUGAGCAGGUAUGCAGCUUCACUGACUCUCAUCUCAGAAGUGGACGUGCUGUCCUGAUAUUCUCACGUCAUGGAAUAAGUCGCUGCAGCACACUGACAAUGGCAUUUCUCAUACAUCACCUGAAAUACUCACUCAAGGCAGCCUGGGAGCAUGUGCAGGAUUGCAAAACAAACAUGAGGCCAAACCGUGGAUUUGUCCAGCAGCUGUCUGACUGGGAAACACACGUGCUGGGGAGUAGAAUCACAGAUACUGCAGAGCCCAGCUACUGA